AAAACGUGAUAUUCUGCUGCAGAUACCAAUGUCGCAUCACAGAGAAGACGAAGAACAAGUGAUAGAGAGUGAGAGAAAAAAAUAAUGAGUGUCCUUGGAAGCAAGAGCUGUAUUUUCACCCUCACGGGUUACUUCCAAGAUAAUGCUAAAUCUUCUCGGCUCAAUUCGAGUACUAAACCAUCGAUUGAUCCAAGAAGAUUCCCCAGAGUUUCCUGCAAAAUCUCAGGGAAUGGAGCUGAAGACAAUCCGGGAACAAAUGGGGUUUCUCUAAGCUCCAAAAACAAGAUGGAAGAUUACAAUACAGCUAUGAAGAGGUUGAUGAGGAGCCCAUAUGAGUAUCAUCAUGAUCUCGGCAUGAACUAUACAUUGAUAAGAGAUGAACUGAUCGUUGGGUCACAGCCACAGAAGCCUGAGGACAUAGACCACUUGAAACAAGAAGAGAAUGUUGCGUACAUACUUAACUUGCAACAAGACAAGGACAUUGAGUAUUGGGGAAUCGAUAUAAACUCCAUUGUCAAAAGAUGUAAAGAGCUUGGAAUCCGUCACAUGAGAAGACCCGCUAAAGACUUUGAUCCACUUUCGUUAAGAAGUCAGCUUCCGAAAGCUGUGUCUUCUUUGGAAUGGGCUGUGUCCGAAGGUAAGGGGAGAGUUUAUGUUCAUUGCACAGCUGGAUUGGGAAGAGCUCCUGCGGUUUCUAUUGCUUAUAUGUAUUGGUUCUGUGACAUGAACCUGAACAAGGCUUAUGAUUCAUUGGUGUCAAAGCGUCCAUGUGGGCCUAACAAAGGAGCUAUACGUGGGGCUACAUAUGAUCUGGCGAAGAACGAUCCGUGGAAAGAGCCCUUUGAGAAUCUCCCUGAGAAUGCAUUUGAGGAUAUUGCAGACUGGGAAAGGAAAUUGAUUCAAAACCGUGUUCGGGCCGUGCGUGGAACCUGAAGAUCUGUAGAGUUUAUUAUGUAUGGUUUUGAAUUAAAAUAAUCUGGACUUUUUUUUUAUAUUCUAAAGCUACUUAUGAUACAAUACAAAACCUCUAUUAAGAGUUAAUACUUAAUACAUAUUGUUGUCAAG
Messenger RNA from Eruca vesicaria subsp. sativa (arugula), 1065 nucleotides. The record is from the annotation of a GenBank genome assembly. Lineage: Eukaryota; Viridiplantae; Streptophyta; Magnoliopsida; Brassicales; Brassicaceae.